Messenger RNA from Vitis vinifera (wine grape), 786 nucleotides. Its product is annotated as 14 kDa proline-rich protein DC2.15. The transcript has a single exon. The record is from RefSeq and is a predicted model, not a curated record. Bases 84 to 482 code for a protein of 132 amino acids. Lineage: Eukaryota; Viridiplantae; Streptophyta; Magnoliopsida; Vitales; Vitaceae.
CCUACUUCAUCAUUUCCAUCACCGCACAUUCUCCCAAGUCCCAACCCAUCUAAGAUCUUUUCUUUCCUUUCGGUGUAUUCGAGAUGGCUUCGAAGGCUCUAGCAACCACCGCCCUUCUCCUUGCCCUAAACCUCCUCUUCUUCACUUUGGUCAGCUCCACCUCUGUCCCUUGCCCACCCGCACCAAAACCUAAAAACCACCACAAAAAGCCACCGGCCAAGGCUGUUUGCCCCAAGGACACCCUCAAGUUGGGUGUGUGUGCUGACUUGUUGAAUGAUUUGCUUCACGCUGUUGUUGGAACCCCACCAAAGAGCCCUUGCUGCAGCCUCAUUGGGGGUCUGGCUGAUCUUGAAGCCGCUGUCUGCCUUUGCACCGCCAUUAAAGCUAAUGUCUUGGGCAUUAAACUAAAUGUUCCAGUUUCACUUAGCUUGCUCUUGAACUACUGCGGCAAGAAGGUCCCAACCGGCUAUCAAUGCGCAUAGUUCUCCGCUCUAGUUCUCACUACAUCUCAAGUUACCUAAACUAUUUCCCUUCUUUUUUUUCUGUGUUUAGAAUUUGGAGUGCUUAUGGGUUUGUCUAAGGUAUCGGUAAUGCACGUCCAGUGCAUAUUUCAAUAAUGUUUCCCUCGUAAUUAAAUGUCUUUUUCUAUUUGUUUCAAGGGUCGAAGGCUAUUCCCUUCCUCCGCACCUAUGUCAAUUAAUUUCCCUUUCUACAAGGCUGAAACCAUGAAAUACUCUUUCAGAAUAGAAAGAGCUAGUGAAUUUACAUUAGCCUACUUGCUUUUAA